Messenger RNA from Pygocentrus nattereri (red-bellied piranha), 2301 nucleotides. RefSeq names its product intraflagellar transport protein 43 homolog A (gene ift43). Gene Ontology annotation, cellular component: intraciliary transport particle A; cilium. The record is from RefSeq and is a predicted model, not a curated record. The coding region runs from base 80 to 709 and encodes 209 amino acids. NCBI's taxonomy places the organism in Eukaryota, Metazoa, Chordata, Actinopteri, Characiformes, Serrasalmidae. Gene Ontology annotation, biological process: intraciliary retrograde transport. The transcript has 9 exons.
AUUGCUAGUCUCCAGGAAGUAAAGACUGCGGAAUAACGGGAAGCUUCGCUGGAAGUUUCUUACAAACAAACAAAUAGGAAUGGACGAGUCGUUGCAGCUGGGAGACAACGGAUUCCCGAAAAAUGCUGCUAAAUCUGGCAGAAGAGCUCGCCAGACAGCCGACAUGAUGGGCACAGAAGAGUCGCGGCCUGGCCGCAAAGCUUCCUCCUCCGGGACCUCCACGACUGGAGAGGGACCCCCACCAAAGCCACCUCGCCGACAGGGAGGUUGGGCUGAGGAGACCACUGGAUCGGGUUCUGCCAAAUCUGGAAGAAGGCAAGGUGUUGAGGAGGUUGAGGACCGGCGGCUGAGACCACAGACCCCCGAGGGCUCUGAUGAUGAGAGCGACAUUCCUGUGAUUCCUGAUCUGGACGAGGUGCAAGAAGAAGACCUCACUAUGCAAGUGGCUGCACCUCCAAGCAUCCAGGUGAACAGAGUGAUGACCUACAGGGACCUGGAUAAUGAUCUUAUGAAGUACUCUGCAUUCCAAACUCUGGAUGGUGAAAUUGACCUGAAGCUUCUCACCAAGGUUUUAGCUCCAGAACAGGAGGUGAGAGAGGAGGAUGUUGGCUGGGACUGGGAUCAUCUAUUUACGGAGGUGUCGUCCGAGCUGCAGACGGAAUGGGAUCAAGGAGAGAGAGAAGAGCAGUCUCCUCUUCCUGUGGCCUGAGGAUAGAUGACUUUCAGUGAAAGGCCAGUGUCGUUCGUUACACUCUAGUGAGCUUCUUCUCGUGCCCAGCUGUGUGCAUGCCUGUGUUACACCUGUAUAUUUGGAUUCUUCUUAUUAUUGUUCAUAUUGAAUUUUCUACUUGAUGAAUUGUCCUUUUUGUGGCAUGUCUUGAAACUUUGAUACAACCUUCUCAUUAAAAGGCAGAAACCCUGAACUACUUUCUUCCUAAACUUUCACAGUCACCACAAGGCCUUUCGUGUCAUUCAUACUGUCUAAAGAGAAUUUGUGAGAUCAAGUCCAAGGUUAAUGAGCAGGUAAGCUGAUUGGUUUAAGUUGAUUGGUUUAAAAUGAACUUUACCCAUCAGAGCAACACAACCUUAUCAUUAUUGACUGCACCAUCGACUCUAUCUCUCUGCUCUUCUCCAAAGCUUCCUUUUUCUGCACAAUUAUCUCAACCACAUUGAGCUAGGAUCCUAUUGACAUCAUUGGGAUUAACAUAAUUAAAUGUUUGUAUUAGGCCUAAAAAUCACACUCUAAUUAUGAAAGGUUAAGUGAUUAGAUGAUGUUUAAUUUCUUUUAGAAUCACAGUUUAUUCAUGGAGACUAACAAAACAAAAGAAAAUCUAAAAAGUUAGUGCUUCUUUUUAACACAAGACUUAAAUAAUGACAUUUUUACACAUUAUUGUAAUGUUUCACAUUUGUGAAUUCAGUGGCCAGCCAGCCGUGCCUGAAUUCUCAAAUGGACCCAAAGGCAAAAUAGGUAGUCCUAAAAUAACAAAGCCCACUAUCUUGUGUCAUUAAGGCAAGACACUACAGUUAGAAAUGACCAGUUGGUCCAUUAGUCAAUCAUUACUUUUAUAUUGUAUCUGUUUAAAAAAAAAAUUAUUUAUUUACUUAUUGGAUUUUUAUUUUUGUACGUCAUUUGAAUAGGGUACCUGUUCUUUAUACUGUGUUCAAAGUUCAUGAUGGAUGGAGCAAUAGAAAUACUCAAUUACUUGGAAUAAAAUCAUUUUAUUUUCCUUAACUUAAUGUUAAGGAUUUGCCCUCCCUUCUCUCUUCUCUUGUACUGUAAUUAUAAACGUGUCAAAACUGAUUUUUUUUGUUAGGUUAUUGUUUGCUUAUUUUUGUUAUGAUGUUUGUUUAUUUGUGUAUUUCAGCUACUUUAGUUAACUUUAAUAAUGAUUUAGUUCCACCCAUGCUUGUCAUUCAUCGCUUAAAAAAAGCUUGUUUCCUGUAGAACCUACUAGAAUAUCCAAAAUAUGUCAAUUUCUUUUGUAAUAAUGACAGCAUUCCCUCUAAUGCUACAUGUUUUCUGAGACCUGCAGUUAGAUGGGGCAGUGUAAUGCUUUUUUGAAGUACCAUCAUUAGUUUUUCUGAAAAUCAGGUUGUCUUUACAUUCAGAACAAAUGAUCUCAGUUUCUAGACUACCUGUAUUGAAGAGAUUUUCCAUGUUCAGUGCUAACCCUAUUUUGAAGGGUAUAACUGGCUACAUUUAUGCUAGAUUAUGUAGCACAAAAUUACCUGAAAAGCAUUUUAUUGUAAAAGUACAUAGUGUUUUCUUGAUUAAACAAUAAAACAAUCUGAUACCAAGAA